This is a messenger RNA of Polypterus senegalus (gray bichir), 6001 nucleotides long. RefSeq names its product SWI/SNF-related matrix-associated actin-dependent regulator of chromatin subfamily E member 1-related-like. The record is from RefSeq and is a predicted model, not a curated record. Bases 61 to 1482 code for a protein of 473 amino acids. Lineage: Eukaryota; Metazoa; Chordata; Cladistia; Polypteriformes; Polypteridae. Gene Ontology annotation, cellular component: nucleus. Gene Ontology annotation, biological process: regulation of gene expression. The transcript has 13 exons.
UCCACUUGCGCCUUGUUGUGCUUUCUACUUAGAGGGAAUGGCUGCAGCCGGGGUUCCGGGAUGAGCCAACUUGACAGCUCACUGGAUUCGAUAUCGGCGACGGAUAGUUUAACGGUUGUUAACUCCAUGCUGGUUUCUGAUUUUGACGUGGAAGCUCUCCAGUCUGAGGAGUCUGCGGAGCUCAGCUCUGUCUCCGUUAACAGCGAGCCGGGGGGUGUGACUUCUAUGUCAGCGUCUUUUAUAGACAGUGUGCCGAUGACAUUGUCGCUUCAGCAAGUUGAUGGACAGCACAGAAUUGUGUGUGUUGCUGCGGAUGGCAGUGGAAGUACAGUAUCGUAUGUUGGUCAGGUCAACACUAAUAUGAACUUAGAGCUGCAAGAGCAAGUAACUACACCUUCACUACAGUCUGGGUAUCCUGUGCAAAACCUGCAUCCUGAAACUCAAUUGAUUCCCAUCCACUCCUUAAACUCAAGUAUUCAGGUGGUACAAAAUAUGCAGAAUGAAGAGCUCGGCACUAAUACAUCAUUGGCAGCUGAAACAAAGUCUGUUUCUCAGAAGAGGAAAGGUGGCUGGCCAAAAGGCAAGAAAAGGAAACCUACCAAGGAGUUUUCAGCUCCCCGUGCUCCAACAACAGGCUAUGCAAUCUUUGUCAAUGAGAAGAAAUUGCAGCUGAAGGAGGAGCAUCCUGAUAUACCAUUUACUGAAAUCACCAAAAUGUUGGGAACUCAAUGGUCCCAGUUAACACAAGAAGAAAAGCAGAAGUAUAACAACAUUGCUGAGAAAGAUAAGGAGCGGUACAUAGAGGAAUUAAAAAUGUAUCAAAACUCUGAAGCUUACAAGUCAUUUUUAAAAAGAAAAGCACUCAACAAAGUGAAAUAUCUUUGUGGUGUUGAAACAGUAGAGAUGGAUUUUGAAAAUGAGGUGACAGCUUUAACACAGAUAAAUGGCGAUGAAAACAGUGACUUAUACUGCAGGACAUGCUGCCAGUACUUCAGUUCCCUACAUAAUAAAAGGGAACAUCUCUUAGGAAAGCAGCACUUGCAGAAAAUGACAGAAGAAUUUGAAAAAGAGACUGCAGCCCACUCCAAAGAUCAUCAGGUUGAGGAGGUGGAAUAUUUGGAAGCAUGUGAUGAAGAUUUGGAUAUGACUCAGCUGUGUAACUUUCUCUCAAAACACAGUUGUGCUUCAUUAGACCUCUGUUUCAUUCAAGAAUUAAUUGUUAAACAAAUGAAAGUAAGAGAGUUUGAAUUUGGUGAAUUAAAUACUAGCCUGGAAAUGUCAAAGCAGAAACAUGAAAAAUUAAAAACUGAACUGGAAAAUUUACAGCAACAAAAGUUAAACCUUGAAACUGAUCUGGGAAGACUUAAGGUCUUUGGGCAGUCCCUGGAGGCAAAGCUUGAUAACUUAAAGAGAGUUCCUAUGUUGCUCCAGUUCCAAAUUCAUAUAGUUGACACUGAAGGAAGUGGAUUUCUGCAGAAAUGAAGGUUGACAUCGAAUUCUUAAUUAAAAUGAAUAUGAAUGAAGAUUUACUGUAGAAGUACUGAAGAAUUGGGUUUUACAGUACAUGAAGCAUGAAUACAGCUACAAAGGACAAAAGGACUAGGGGAAACUGUAAACAAUGCUGCUUGCAUCCAUGUUAGAAAUUAUGAAGAUAGCUCUUUUCAAUAAUACAAAUCUGUUUAUAUUUUUUUUUAGUAUUUAGGAUAUUCUAAAAUUAUGUUUACUUUGUCAGUUUCACUGGUCAGAAGGAAAGUGAGUCAUAUUCCAGUCCCGUAUUAUAUUUAGUCAUGCUAGUACACACACGUUGGUCCCAAAAUGCACUUGUCACAAUUAUGCUUUUACUGCCUUUAUAACUUAUUAUUCAUUGAGCUAAAUGGCUUAAAACAUCAGAGGAUGCUUUAGGAAAUGCUGGAGUAAUUUUUUACUGAAUGGAAUUGAUGAAAAUUAAUAUACAGUUUUUAACUAGGUAAACAACACUAUUAGUAGCAUGCUGAGGGAUCUGUUUCCUUUCAGCGGCAAGCUUUUUUUUGUGUUACAAAAUAGAAAUGUAAAAACUUUGUAUAAUUUAUUCAAAUAUAACAGUAUUAAAUUAUUUUAUUCUUUUACUCACUAAAUGCAAAUGCAUUAGUUAGCUUUACCAAUAAAGUAUUUGUUUCAAACAGAGUUAUGUUAAUAGUCAUUUAAUCCAAAUUAGUAACCUUAUUAAUCUAAUUUGGGUUGGCGUUCCAUGUAUGGAAUGUGUCUGACUCUUCACUCUUUAACUUCACACUGUUAAACUGAUUUUGUAAAAUAAAUUGAAUAAAUCCUUUUUCAAGCAUAUCAAUACCAAUACAUAUUUUUAAGUUCUACAGUCAUACUUGUUUAUUUUCUGUCUGCCUCUCUUGAUGAUAUAUAUAGCUGUGACAGGGUUGGCAGAUCAUCGCAGACAUUUUGUCUCCAUCAGCUCUAUUUAAUUUAUCCCAAACUGUUAGAGAAAUACAGUCUGCUUAAUAUUGUAAAUUUUCUCCCAAGAAGCUAUGCCAGGCAUACCUCUCACAAGCAGUGCUCAGGAGCAACCUUUUUUCUUUCCUCUCAGUCUGGAAUAACAGCAAUUCAGUUCAUGACUGCACUGCAAAAAAACGUAUAUAUAUCUUAUGCAGUAUAUGAGAUAUAUAAAAUAUAAUAUGUCUAAUUUGAGAUGUCAUGUUUUAAUUUGCUACCCAAAGCAGGUAACAAUGUACUUUUACUUGGAAAACCAAGAUCUUUGUUCCAUCUUCGCUGUUUAUGCAAUGCCUACAUUUCUGCUGCUCUUGUACAAAUCAGUUUCUCAGUCUUAUGGCUGCCUGCACUCUAACUUGUUAAUAUGAUUCCAAAGUAUUUAAAUUGUUCCACUGUUCCUUCACCUGUAGAGAGCAAACAAAUCUUUUUCAGGAAUGAAUUAUGAGUUUAAAUUUGGAAGUGCCAGUUCUCAUGUUGAUUAUGGCAAACUUGUUGUGGUGUGCUUAAAAGUUCAUUCACAUAAUGCCAAGGAGACAACACUCAUGUUCUGAAUGACACACUAUAUACUUCCCAAUCCUUACUUGCCUUCUAAAAUACUGCCCAUUUAAAAUAAACAUAUAAGAGGAAAAAAGAUAUGCUCUUGGUUGAAUACUGCACCUCUUAAAUGGAUUUGAGCGAAAGCAGACACAGUUCACAUAAUUCAGAUACAAGCACUGACUGACAUGCACCAAUGAUCUGAAGACCGUAAACCCUUUCAGCACCUUCUCCUGGAUGGCAUGGGUGACACAGGCAUUUUUAGUGUUAAUUUCAACCUCCUACAAAUAGGCUUUCCCAAGGAGGUUGAGCAACAUGACCCUCUAAUAACUGACAGACAUCCUGUUGUCCUCUUCUUCAAAAAAGAGGAACCACCAGUUCAGUCUUAAGAUACCCUGUAUAUUUUCAAUUUCUGACAGUGUGCUACUCAAGAUACCCUCACACUGUCCUGUCCUUUCAGCAUUUCAUGUCAGAACAUAUCCAUUCUUGCCAUUACUGAGUUUGAGACAUCAGCCAAAUUCUCUUGCCAUUGCAUUUAUAGAGCUUCACUCCUUCACCUGGUUUAAAAGUUCAUCAAAGUAUUUCUUCAACAGUUAAGGUCAAUGUUCCCCUACUCCCUCAAUACUUCGUUCACACUCACUGCCCGAAAAUAUUCCCAAGAUGCAGCACAUCUUCCAUAACUAAGAGGGUACCUAAUUUCAAAUUAAAGCAUUCUUUAGUUGUUCCAUGAUAACCUUGAUACUCAGUUUGUUUUCUAGUACUUCACAGAUGACACUCCAGCUUUCCAACCCAGGUCACCACCAGUUUCUGAUUAGUUGGCGUCUUAGCACCUCUUUUGGAGUAUCCAAAAACAGAUCGUUUAUAUUAGUCCUAAAAUACUGUGGUAGCAAAUUAUUGUAACAAGCUGUACAGCUUUGAGUACCUUCUUUUUUGUACAAGGUGUUUCUUAUGGACUCAAUUCAAGCAAAUCCAGUUAAAUUUAACCACUCAUACUCAGAUUAGGCUAGUGUUUAGUUGGAUUAUGCACAUGCAUCCUCAGUACAACUCUAAAAAUCACUGUGAAGCCACUAUUUUAUCCACGCCACGGCCCAUAAUUUUCAGCCUUGCACAUCACAUGAGUCAAUUUUAGUCACGAUAUUUUCAGUUCAAGACUGUUGACCAACUUCAUUGUGCAAGCGGUGAGCAAUUCAGUGCAGCUUGGUGCUAAACCUGUGUGUGCUAUGUGGGUUAGCUAGUAACCAGGUGCUCCACAGCAAGUGCCUGCUGUUCUGGUGAAGUCUCUUAUGUUCUUCAUGGUGUCACUGUUUGUUUGGCACUGCCCAUUAGUCUAGCUUACAAAAAUCCACUUUAUUCAGAACUGGAUGUGUUCAAAUAUGAUUUAUAUGUAACAAGUCAGUAAUGGUGUGAACUUUUAUUUAGUUUACAAAUUAACAUGGUUUAAUUAAAGGUUACUCUAACACUGUAUGUGAUACUAUUCGAAAUUAGGAAUUGUUUUAACCUACUGUAUGUUUUUUCACAAUUUUGUAUUUUAAAAUAUGUUCAUAAUUCAUAACAGUCAUUGUGAGGACAAUCAAACAAAGUUAAAUUUAUUUUUAUUGUGCAUUUAGCAUUCCUAAUCUUGAUACAAAUUAAAUUUAACAGAGAAAAACAUGAAAAUCGGUAUUUAACACCUCUAAUUAAUAAAGUAUUGAUUAUAUAAGUGCAGGAUUUAUGUUGGUGAAAUGUUUUAUAUUUGAAUUGGUUAAAAAUUAGGUAAAAGCCGGUGAAAUAUUUCAAGUUUGUUGACAGAAAAAAAACAUUCAAAAUCCACCACCUUUACAAUUGAUGUUUUUAUUAUUUUACUAUCUUGUUAAUAGUGAAGUUAAACCUUGAGAUAGUUGUAAACAUUUGAUUACAGUGUACACUUUGCCCCUAAUUUUGAUUGUAAUAAAGUAGGAGAUAUAGUUUAGACUCUUCUGCUUCUGUAUUUUAAUUAUUCCACCCACACAUAUGCAUAUAAUUGAUCUAUACCAUCGAUGCAAAAUUUUAAAUGUUUUUUGUAAUUUAUUUUAAAUUACAGUAAAUGGAAAAAUAAUUAUGCUGUUAACAAGCCUAACUUCUUUAUUAGCUAAAUUGUAAUUCUUUUUUGUAUCUAAUUUCUGAACUGUAAAAAGUUGCCAGCUUCAAUUCUGUAUAGUUGGUAAUGGCUACUUUAGUACAUUUGUCGUUGGACACUAUUUAAAGCUCAAAUUGAAUGAAGCAUUAUAAAUAAUAUCAUCAGUUUAAACUUUUUCCCAAGCUACAAUGAGUGAUUGUUGUUACUACAUGAUAACUAUUAUACUGAACGUGAAAUUAGCAUUUAGCUUCAGACUAAAGAGACAAAACACCUGGUAUAUUUAAUAUUAAGAAAAUUAAAAAUAUUUCAAAAUGUUAAUAGGUAAAAUUAUUUGUUAUUUCUGUCAUUUAUUUAUGUACGAUGUCUCACAUGAAAGAUUAAACGUUUCAACCUGAAUUGUUAAAGAAUACUUUCUUGUUGAAGAAUUUAGACACCCUGUUCUCCUUUUGCUAAUUUCUGUUCACUUUCCUAACCAAGCAAUUUUUUUUGUUCGUCUAGCCAUUAUGGAGUAGAUGCUAAAACUUUAGUUUGAUAUAAUGUGCUACAUUUUUAUGUAAGUUGUGAUUUCAUAUAACCAGGUGUAUUGUACAGUCAGGCAAAAAAAAAAACAUCUUUUAAACUUUUAUACUAAACAGAAGCAAGUUCAUAUUGCUUCCCUGUACGUUAUUAAGCACUGAAAUUAAAACCUGUAUCAAUGAUUUCUCCUGUUUACUGUUCUCCUGAACCCAGUUUGGCACUUUAUAACUUAUUUACAUUGUGUGUUUGUUGAUUUCGUGAAUUAUCCAAUUUCUACUGUUUGUAGUUGUUCUUUUAUGCACUCUUAAUCAUUACUGUGAAGGAUAUGAAUGUGCAAGUUGAAAUAAUAAAAGCUGCAAUAAAAACAGAUUCUGUUCA